Messenger RNA from Trematomus bernacchii (emerald rockcod), 5773 nucleotides. RefSeq lists its product as uncharacterized. Gene Ontology annotation, biological process: axon guidance; negative regulation of axon extension involved in axon guidance; semaphorin-plexin signaling pathway. The record is from RefSeq and is a predicted model, not a curated record. Gene Ontology annotation, molecular function: semaphorin receptor binding; chemorepellent activity. Bases 164 to 2086 code for a protein of 640 amino acids. Lineage: Eukaryota; Metazoa; Chordata; Actinopteri; Perciformes; Nototheniidae. The transcript is spliced from 14 exons.
AACAGACAGGCAAGGACCGGGAGGCGGUGGCACAGAUCUGGGACCAGCAGAUCGAAGAGGCACAAACCAGGCGGUUGCAAGGAAAGAAGGAGGAUUUUGUAGAGGGUUUCGCACGGUUGUACUCUUUUUUACAAACCAGCUGCACGGAGGAGCUUCAAGAAAGAUGAAUUAUUUCAUUAUGUUGUCGCUUUUUGCCACGGUUUUCGCCGGAAAUGCACCUCGGCUGAAAUUUGUUGUGCACGAGCCCUCCAGGUUCCACUUCAACAAACCUGAGAACUACAUCAGCAUGUACCACCAGGAAGGAAGCGACACGGUGUACGUUGGCGGCCAGGCGAUGGUCUAUGUGUUGACGUUCACUAACAGAGGGGUCCGCGACGUGCAGAUCCCAGCGGCAUCUGACCAGACUGCAAUUGAUACCUGCAAGGCAAAGGCUGCACCACUCGAGCUGGAGUGUGAUAAUUUCAUCACCGUCAUUCAGAAAGUAAACGACACAAUGAUUAUAUGUGGAACAAAUGCUGGGAGCCCCAGGUGCUGGAUGCUGGUCAAUGAGACGGUGCUGACCGACGUCCAGGGGAAUGGGCAGAUAGCGUCGGCCUCUGACAUCUCACCGCCCUACCCUUCCCAGAAGUCCAUCAGCUUUCCUGCAGAUGGGAGUCUGUAUUCGGCAAUGUCAUCUGUGGCAGGUCACCCCGGCUCCAUUCGACGUACCUUUGGCUCCCAGAAGCUCCUGAAGACGGAGAACAUUUGGCUGCUGAAUCCACAGUUUGCGGGGGCAGCCGUUAUCCCGUCCACAGUGAAGUACAAGGAGGAGAUCUACUUCUUCUUCAGUGAGCUCAACAAGACAGCCCGAGUGGACGAGGAGCCGUACAGGGCCCGCAUUGGACGCAUCUGCACGGUGGAUGAAGGGGGCAUCAAAGCGCUGCUGGAGAACUCCUGGACCACCUUCAUGAAGGCCCGGAUGAUGUGUGGCGCAGGAAAAACCCACCAGCAGUACAACAACCUGAAGCAGGCGGUGGUUCUGACGGCGCAGGACAAGAGGGCGGGGGUCCUGUACGGCCUGUUCUCCAACGCAUGGGGCAGAACAGUGAUUUGUGCCUACUCCAUCGAAGACAUUGACGUGGCUUUCUCCACUUCCAAACUGAAGGGCUACAGCAGCGCUUUCAUUGGCUCUCGCCCUGGGAUGUGCGUACGCAAAAACUCGACAACAGGAGGUCACAACGACAUCAAAAACCUCGGGGUGAUCAGAUACCACCCGGAGAUCGAGGACGUGAUCCAGCCGGUCGGUGUGGCUCCGCUCGACCUGCCCAUGGACGACGACCAAAUCACACACACUGUGGCGGACAUCGUGAUGGCGGUCAACGACGAGCACUACAGCGUCCUGUACAUCGGAACAGAACAAGGCAAAGUUCUCAAGGUUCUUCACACCAGCGGGGGGGUCUUCAUCAUAUCUCAGUACUCUCUGUUUCACAACGAGGGCCCCAUUCUUAAGAUGGCCAUCGACUCCCAAAAGGGUCACAUGUACGUCGGCACGGCGAUGGAAGUCCAAAGGCUGCCGCUGGCUGACUGCAAUCGCUAUGGCGACACAUGCAGGGAUUGCAUCCUUUCUCGGGAUCCUUACUGCGGCUGGGACAGGGCGAGGAGGAGGUGCCUUGCCAUCCCACCCGGAUACAACAUCACCACUGGGACACUUAUUCAGAAUCUGGAUCAGUCCAACUCUUCGGUUUGUGGGGAAGCUGCUGCUCUGAAGCAGCGUCGCACUUCUCCCAGAGAGGUGCUGGUGGUGUCCAACACCUCCAUCUUUCUCCCGUGCCCGGUGCGCUCCUUCCACGCUACGUACCGCUGGGAGAAAGACAACUGUGUCAAGAACUAUCCCUGCCUCUUCUCCGGGGAUUUCUGCGUGCUGGGGCCGGCUGUCAGAACGCCCCUGAAGGAUGGCGUCUUCCGCUGCAUGGCCACCGAAGACGGAUUCAAGGUGGAGGUCAUCUCCUUCAGGCUGGUGAACGACGGCAGGCUCCUGGCCGCCUCCCUGGCCUCCACCUUGGGCCCGUCGCUCCUGCUAGCCAUGGCUACCCUGUGGCUCCAUUAACUGCAGCUACCGCUAAUGCUAACCCCUCAUCCUUACUGGCUCCCAAUGACAGGAAUACAAGGAGCCUCUGUUAGGAGGUUAGGUUCGCAGAGCAUUGAAGUACAUGGUUGUGUUGGACCGUGAAAACCCUUUUUCCAUAUCAAUUUAUAGAGAAAGAUUCCAGAAAAGUCUGUAUUUUUUGCAUAAAGCAACAUAUCAGCAGCUGUUUUAAUAAGAUCCGAACUGGGAAACACAUUCAUUAUCAUAGUAAAGUAACUAGAAGUUCAGAAAUUGAAAUAUCUUGCAAGUUCGAUCAACCGUAGUUAGGUGCUUUGCGAACCUUUCCUCUCUGACUGAAAACAUAUCGUAUGAGUCGGGCAAAAACACCAAUACCAGGCCAAUUAUUUUUACCAUUUCUCUACUUUAUUUGAAAUCGACUUGACUGUGCUUAUUUGUGAAUAUAUAAACCUUUAAUACCGCUCUUAAAUCUUAUCAUCUUGUUAGACUUCAUUGGUAUAGCUCAUUAGUACGUAGAAAAAUGUCUGGUAUUGAGAUUUGAAAAGCCUUAACACUUCUUGGACAUUAACUCCUAAGCACAAUUUUGCAGUCGACGCAGACUUGGCGCUAUGAUUAUUGCGGCUGAGUCGAACAACAUCGCUGGGAGGAAGUGUCAGCUUUUUGACAGGAAGUAGGAAGAUGGGCAAAAGCUCAUUCUCGGAACAUCACUGUGUCUCAGCACCUCCUCCUCAGACGAGGCAGUACCUUGCAUCUUUUUAUUAGAUGGUAUCAGACAUCGUCAUUACGCCUUGUUCACAGCUUUGUCCAUUGUUUAGUUUUUUACAUUCUGUCGUCUUGCCGCCUCUCCGGAGCAUCAGAAACAAAGAAAUCGCUCUUAACAUGAUGUGAAAAACACAACAUGGCAACAUGACCCGGGGAGAGGGACAAACAGCUAACUGACGUCCAAUAUCUGUCAACCCGACAAUGUAUAAAGAUGUGAACAAGGUGUUGUGCUAUAGCAAUUUCAAUAAACACACAUUGACAUAAACAUAAGGGCAGAUGAAACUAAAAGGAACUGCUUAUUAAGCGUGUAUUUUAUAGUUUGCUUGGAGAAAAAAAAGGCUUGUUCUUAGAUACGUGAAGUGUGUUCUGUAUUUUAUUGCUCUGCAGAUGCUGAUUUCUACCAUUGCUGCCUACGUAAGUGAUUGUUUGGGUUUUAAUGCCAUAGUUAGAACGUGAAGUGUAACCACCGACUGCUUUGCCUCUUUCCCCAGGGACAUCAGUGCAAAUAGACCGGAAAAUGGUGAUUUUGGUAAUACUUGUAUCUCUAUGCUGUGAAACAAAAGGCUUGACAGACUCCAACAAGUUGCUUCCCUGAUGUACAGCAGCAUCCACAACCGGCGGCGACAACGAUAGCUAGCAUCACGCUACCUCUCGUUUAAUAACACAAACUUCAUUAAGACCAAGAAGACAGUUGAAGCUGAGUGUUUAGAAGAAAAAAAGAUGUGAGUUAAGUAGCCCUAAAAUCCUAAAAAGUAAACGUUGAAUGAAUACUGAUCAGCUGACUGAAGAAGUAGGCUUCAGCGGUGAUGAAUUAUGCAGCGGAUUAGCAUGUUCUCCAGAGCUUUGAGAAUUAUCAUUCAGUAGUGUUACAUAAAUCUGGCCGUGCCGAGCCUUCCUCAGUGGCAGACAUGUCAUUAAUAGCUAAUUAGACAAUGGAGCCUGCUCGCCAUGCACCUUAUUAAAGAAUUGAUGUUACACCGUCGAGCAGCGGGCAUGUUCUCAGCUGUGAAAACCUCGAGGUGGUGUCGUGAUACUCUCUCAGCUCGGUUGUGUGUUGCUGCUCGGGGAUCUGCUCGCUUUCUGUAAUGCACUGAAACUGGCUUCUCACUGUGCCAAUAAAAGACAAAAAGAAAAAACAAAGCUAUGUUGAGCCACCUUAUCCUCCCGACGUCGCUUCUUAUGUUCAUUUGCUUCAUCCCUCGCUCCUUACCUGCCGUUUUAUCUUUUCCCCCAAAGUGACUCUGUGUAUGUGUUCAACAUUGGUCCUUUCUUAAGCCAGACACACAAACCUUCUGUCGGUGCAACAUGCAUAUUAAUCAUCUUUGUGUCACCACCUGGGAGGGAAACUAUCAACAGCCAACGGCCAAGAGCUGGUAAACAUUUAGUAGAGGCUGUUAGAGAGGCUGUUAGACACCUUUGGCAGUACAAUAACUCCAGAUUCAUAGACAUGCUCAUUACAUAGUCCUGUUAAACCUCCUUUAUCCGUUAAAAUAACUGCCGAGUAAGUGUCGUUGUGAUUCAAUAGCGAAGGCGAGCCACUUUGAGAGGAGAGGAAAAUUGCAUCUAAUGCCAACAAGGCAUUGGUGGAAGUUCCAAGAAAGUAGUAGUGCUGCAACAUGCAUACAUUAACAGUGGGUGGAUGAUGGGUGGGGUACAAAGCAUCUGACUUUGAGCUCAUUCUCCUCCCCUAACCCUAACCCUAACCCUCACCCUAACCCUCACCCUAACCCUCACCCUAACACUGAGCCUAUCGCUGCAUUCACAUGAGACGGGUCAAAUAGCUCUGCGCUGUUGUUGCCGUUGUGUUUUGAAUGGAGAAAGCAAAGCAGCCUGACUUUCGUAAACCUUCAGCGUUGUGCACCCCGCUCAAGUUCAUAUUAUUCCAACUUUGACAUAGUUACCGCUGACCUUACGACGCGCAACCACUCAGAUGACAGCUUUGUCAACAACCCAAGUUAGCAGGGGACGUAACAAUAGAAACAAAACCUAUAUGGCUGUUUUCAUAGCAUGGCGCCAAAACCUUGCGGUGAGCAAAUCACGUAUAAUGUGAAUGCAGCCUAACCCUAAACAUAAAUGUGUUCUUUACUUCACCCUAACUAAGUACUUUUAGUUGCCGAAACGUAAGUACACAUUAAGGAUAGAGAUGAUCAUCAUUUUGCAGAUGCAUAUUGUACAAAAGAGCAUGUCUAUGUUAGUCUUGGUUGCAGGGUUUGUUUUCAGAGUGUUGCUGUGCAGAGCUGAUUGCAUUUCUUCGUGAGGAGCGGCGCUGCAGGCAGGUGAAAUCAGGCUUUCAUCAUCCCGCUCUUUCCUAAGUCAUCACGCUCAACACCACAAGGCUUUGCUUUAGUAUCAACACUUUUCCAGCUAAUGCGUGGAAUUAAGAUUUAUAGCAUUUACAGCAUUUACCAACAGUUGCCGUUUUUUUUCCAAAUCUCCCCCGUUCAAGUCCUUGCUUUGAUAUGGAUAUUCUCACAGUCGUUUUUUAUCGGAAUCCGGUUAUCGCUCCUUCGCAACCGCCAUCGUCAGCCAGUCCGAAAAGGCUAAUCUCCUUCAAAGCAAGCUCUUGAUUUUGCCUUCAGGAAACCAAUUUAAUGGAUCAAGCUAUCUGAUGUAAACGAAUCAACGUUGAGUGAAGCGGGUCGCUGUUUUGUUUGCUCUGGGGUUUUUGAGUGUCGAGUACUGUACAUGAUGUGUGCCCGCAAUUAUGUGUCUUGAUAUAUCUUAUUUUAAAGGAACAUGCCAAACUCUAUUAUUGAAAAAAAAGAGAUUUAUAUUGGUACCAUGCCAGUCUAAUGCCAUCUCAUUACAUGUAUUUUUAAAAAAAACAGAUAUCUACAGUGCAAUAGAUAUUCAUGUAACAAAUCCAUAUUGACAUGUGUUUCCCUGAACAUGUGCGGUGAAAAUUAAUAAAAUAUAACUACAACAAAA